Molecule: messenger RNA, 1149 nt
Organism: Drosophila guanche
Lineage: Eukaryota; Metazoa; Arthropoda; Insecta; Diptera; Drosophilidae
Product: SAP30-binding protein
Exons: 3
Coding region: 109-1071 (320 amino acids)
Biological process (GO): regulation of DNA-templated transcription
Cellular component (GO): nucleus
Source: RefSeq, a predicted model, not a curated record
UCAGCCCUGGUCCGCGAAGGAAAACUAAUAAAUUAACGCGCUUUUAACUGAAAUUGCCAAGAUAAAACCAUAAAACCAGGCAGAAGCAGUCUCCACAAGUCCGCAAUCAUGGCUGCGCUGGCCAGCUUGACCGCACAAUACACGGAUUCCGAGAACGAAGGCGAUGCCAGUCCAGACUCCCAAAACUCAACAGCGUCCCAGGUUAUUAUACCCAAGCGUCCAUCGCCCACACCCACACCCACGCCAGUCAAGGAGGAGUCUAGGCCCAAAAAGUCCAAGAAGAAGAUGAAGCGCGCCAAGAAGGUUCGGCGUCUGGUGAGCUACCAGGACGACACGCUGAUAUCCGACGAGGAGGAGGACCGUGCCCAAGAGUUCAGUGAGGAGGAGUCCAGCAGCGACAGUGAUAACUCUGCGGGCGACAGCGACGGUGCGAAGGCCACGAGCAGCGCCAAGGGCGAGGGUGAAGCCGAGGGAGCACCCAUGGAGGUGGACGACGACCCGAAUGUCUAUCAGCCGGAUGAGCGCACGGCGGAGAGCUACGAGAAGGACCCAAAGUAUGCCAAAUACAAAUUCCAGCUACCGCCAGAGCCCAAGGGCAAGCCAUCGCCGGAGCUGGUGUCAAAAAUAACAAAAAUGUACUCGAAAAUGCGUCAGACCAACAUGGACAUGAAUCGGGUGAUCCAGGACCGCAAGGAAUUCCGCAAUCCCAGCAUCUACGACAAGCUGAUUAGCUUCUGCGACAUCAAUGAGUUUGGCACCAAUUAUCCGCCGGAGAUUUACGAUCCGCUGCGGUGGGGCGAGGAGUCCUACUACGAGGCGCUGUCCGCGGUGCAGAAAACGGAGAUGGUCAAGCGGCAGAAGGAUCGCAAGGAGGUGGACAAGGUGGAACAGGCUACUGCGCUGGCUCGCAAGGUGGAGGAGGAGGCCAAGAAGCGCAAAUCCAAGUGGGAUCAACCGGCCUCAUCGUCCAAUGUUAAGCAAACGCUGCCUGCCCUGACCACCACAGUGACUGGCACAAAGGGCACGGUCAUAUCUGCAUUCGGCUCGCUACCCAAGAAACCAGCGGCUUAGAUUUUGUUUUUAGCUUCUCCUAUUAAUUUUGUUGCGUCUAAAAAGAAUAUAAAUGUAAGAAUGAUGCUUUAAAAGCGA